AUGACAAACCGCGACAUAAUCGCCGAUUUGAACGUUUUGGACGAUAUCGCCGAGAUGAGUUUUUACGAAGACGCAGCUGAUUAUUCAGACGAAGAGCUCCACAGUAUGGUCCAAGACGCCGAAAAGCAGUUAUUGAAACAAAAGAAUGUGACGCUGGCCGGGACUAGCAAAAGUGAUGAGAAGUAAGUUAAUCGAAGCGUUUUAUUUCACGCAGAACAAAGGUAUGGAUUGUAGUCUGUUUAUCCAAUGGUUAGCCAACGGGUCGGCUGGGCUUUUAAACCUGACAAAUAGCUUACCAAAAAGAUCGAUUGGCAUGAAAAUCUGAGCUAGACAAUUUUGCUGCCAAUCCAACCCUUCGACUAGCCUUUUGGUGGAUUAAAAUAAUAAACUUGAUCUGCGCGAAGUGAAAUGCAGCCAAUAAUUCUGUACCACAAUACUUGCCAUAUCCAAAUUCCUUAUUAUUUAUGACUCAAACUGGAGGAUUGUUAUUUUAGACCAACCACAUCACGAAAAGCCAGUGCCCAGAACAUGGAAACAUUGGGGCAGGUCCCCAAAACUUCAAGCAGUGACAAUUCGAGUAUUGAGAAACUCAGUCGUAAGCCUAUUACCGUUUAAAUCAAUUAAAAAAUGCGUAAUUUCUCAUUGUAAUGUCUAAAGUUUCCCGAGUUUCAGCUCGAAGUCGCCGUGGUACCCAGAGUUCGAAACGUCGUCGAAAUAAAGGAGAUGCCAAGUCAGAUGAGAGUACCAACAGUCACAACUCAAAUGAAAUGCCCGGUUGGAGAGUUGUGAAUCAUAUGGUAGGUCAGAAAUUACAGUCAGAACAUUGUUUAGGACACCUACGCAUACCCAAUGUUAUUCCAAAUCGAGAAAACCGUUCAAACAAUGCAAACUCAAUUGAGAGACAUUGAGUUUAACAACUCUCUACAACUACGAUUAAUGCAAAAAAUGGUGAAGAGUGUGAUUGCGAGUAGAAGACAGGAAAGAUUAUCAUCGAAUCUCCCGUUCGGAGUUUGGAUUCUGAUGUUCGUUUGGCCUCUACUCUUGCAAUUCGUCUACUACUGGUACAAAAGGUGAGUCUUUACUUCAUUUAUGCUUCUAUUACUACAUAACUUUUUACGCAACCUACAAAAUUUUUUUUUACCUUAAUUUUUCAGAAAUCGACACAACUUGAUGUUAGCCUUCAUGGAUUACAUGUAA
This is a messenger RNA of Bursaphelenchus xylophilus (pine wood nematode), 1197 nucleotides long. The record is from the annotation of a GenBank genome assembly. Lineage: Eukaryota; Metazoa; Nematoda; Chromadorea; Rhabditida; Aphelenchoididae.